Schistocerca serialis cubense is the source of this 887-nucleotide messenger RNA. RefSeq names its product doublesex- and mab-3-related transcription factor 2 (gene dmrt11E). The record is from RefSeq and is a predicted model, not a curated record. NCBI's taxonomy places the organism in Eukaryota, Metazoa, Arthropoda, Insecta, Orthoptera, Acrididae. Gene Ontology annotation, biological process: regulation of transcription by RNA polymerase II; sex differentiation. Gene Ontology annotation, cellular component: nucleus. Gene Ontology annotation, molecular function: DNA-binding transcription factor activity, RNA polymerase II-specific; RNA polymerase II cis-regulatory region sequence-specific DNA binding. The transcript is spliced from 4 exons. The coding region runs from base 189 to 887 and encodes 232 amino acids.
GCGGCGGCGGCGGCUGUCAGUGUGUCUCGAGGAGGCGGACCGCGAGUAGACGUCAAAGCAGCCUGCCUGCAGGGGGCGCACGAGACGCCAGAGCUGCGGCAGACGGAGCGCGCCAGCCGGUGCCCUGCGCCAGAGGAUACGAAGGCGUGACGCACUCGCAGCAGGUGGCGGGGAUCCCCGCGGUCAGCAUGGGGGAAGACGGCGCCGCCACAGCAGGCGGGCGCGCGCGGAGGCUGCUGAGGACACCCAAGUGUGCGCGCUGCCGCAACCACGGCGUCAUCUCCAGCCUGAAGGGCCACAAGCGGCUGUGCCGCUGGCGCGAGUGCGCAUGCGCUUCCUGCCAGCUCGUGGUCGAGAGGCAGCGCGUCAUGGCGGCGCAGGUCGCUCUCCGCAGACAGCAGUCGAGCGAGGACAGCCCGGACGUGAGGUCUCGCCUGCAGUCAGCCGAGGCGCUGCUGGCCCAGAAGCGCCUCUAUCAGAAGCAUCUGCGCUCGCUCCAGCAGAACGCCAUUGCCAGAGACCUUCUGCAAGGCGUGGGCCAGGCCGGCGGCCGCCACCCGCUGCUGCCCGCGGCGCUGCGCGACCGCCUCCGCAAGCGGCGCGCCUUCGCCGACCGCGCCCUGGAGGCGGCGCCGCUGCUGCUGCCGCCGCCCCCGCCGGCGCUCCUCCCGGCUCUGGCGGCGACGACGCCGACUACGCUAGCGCCGCCGCCGGCACACCGGGCCGUGACGCAGCUUCCGCUUCCGCUUCCCCUUCCGCCCCCGCGCCUGUUGCUCGCGGCGGACCUGCUGCUCCCGCCGGCCACCGUCGUCACCGCAGUGCCGCCCCCGCCUAAGCCCAGGCCCCGGCUGUCGUUCUCUGUGGAGGCCAUCAUAGGCGUCAAGUAG